CCCGGGCCCCGCGCAGCCCGUCUGGGGCCUGGGGAGGGGAGUCCCUUCGUCCCUGUGGAGGGGCCAGCGCCGCCGAGGAGCCCUCAAGGCUCCGGGGUCGGCUUUCCGGCGUGUCUUGUAUGAACAUUGGACCCGUACCUUCAUCUGCAGUUGUACAUAGUCUGUAGCUGAUUCAGAAGAAGACUGCAAGUUGACUCAUCCUCUGUUGGAAGAGAUGCAGAAUUGUCAGUGAUGGAGGCCCCCACCCCCAGCUCCGUGCACCUGAGUGACUGGCAGAGAAGUUACUUUGCUAUUGCCUCUGACACCUGCACACCUGCACAGAAGGCAGAUGAGUACCGUGCCAAAAUCCUGCGCAUUCAGUAUGCAUGGGCAAACUCUGAGAUCUCCCAGGCCUGUGCUGCCAGCCUGUUCAAAAAGUACGCGGAGAAAUACUCUGCAAUUAUUGACUCUGGCAACAUGGAGACUGGCUUGAAUAACUAUGCAGAAAACAUUUUGACUUUGGCAAAGUGUCAGCAGAAUGACAGUGACAAGUGGCAAUCUGCCUUGACAACAGAUAAUGUAUUUGAAUUAAAGUGUGUGCAAGAGAGGAUGCAGGCUGGCAAAAUUUUCCAGAGCUCUCAGAUGGCACCAACAGAUGCCUGUGUACAAGCUGAUAAAGGGGUCAGUGCCUCCGCUGCUCCAGCUCUUUCUAAACUCGGUGUCUUAGGCAGUGCCGGAGAGACUGAGCUCUGUGCUGGCUCAGCAAAAUGUGCAAGUCAGGGACCAGAUCUCCUGGAGCAUCCUUCAUCUUCAAAGUCUCUUCAAAGCCGUGUGCCCCCUGUGACCAAAACUUCAGAUACACUGCUUGCUGCUUCAGCCUCCUUAAGCAAAAGGGUUCAACCAGUUUUCCAGGCAACUCCACUGUUUGGAAGUAAAGAAGCCACAAGUAGUAGUUCUCUGAAAAUGUCAGGUAACUCUUGUGAUGGGCAAAAUUUGUCUCUUUUUAACCAGUCGGCUCCACCUGCUUGGUCUGCAAGUUCUGGGAAAAGAAAAGCAUUCUAUGGUCUGGCUGAUGAAAGCAGCACAGUUAUCCCUAGCCUUGCUCCAUGCCAGCCUCUCAUUAGCACCGAAACCAGUAGUUUUUCAGGGCAUAGAAACAGAAAUGAAGAGAGCAGUGCUCCAGGUUUUAAAACUGCAAAAGAACAGCUGCGGGUGGAUCAGCAAAAGAAAUCUCAAAACCAUCCCCAGCGUGCACCAGUCUCAUCAUAUGGAGGUGUAAAAAAAUCUCUGGGUGCAGGCAGGUCUCGGGGUCCAUUUGGCAAGUUUGUUCCUCCAGUUCCAAAGCAAGAUGGAAGUGAAAAUGAAGGAGCACAGUGUAAACCUCACACAAGAGAACCAACAGAUUCAUUGUUGCCUGUAGAUGAACGGCUGAAAAACAUAGAACCAAAAAUGGUUGAGCUCAUUAUGCAUGAGAUCAUGGACCACGGGCCCCCGGUCAACUGGGAUGACAUCGCCGGAGUUGAGUUUGCUAAAGCUACUAUAAAGGAAAUAGUGGUCUGGCCUAUGCUGAGGCCAGACAUCUUCACUGGGUUGCGUGGUCCUCCUAAAGGAAUUCUGCUCUUUGGCCCCCCUGGGACUGGCAAGACUCUCAUAGGCAAGUGCAUUGCAUGCCAGUCUGGAGCAACUUUUUUUAGCAUCAGUGCCUCUUCUUUGACUUCCAAAUGGGUGGGUGAGGGGGAAAAGAUGGUCCGUGCACUGUUUGCUGUGGCACGAUGUCAACAGCCAGCAGUGAUUUUCAUCGAUGAAAUUGAUUCUCUUCUGUCUCAGCGUGGGGAGGGGGAGCAUGAGUCGUCGAGAAGAAUAAAAACUGAAUUUCUGAUCCAGUUAGAUGGGGCAACAACCUCCUCUGAAGAUCGUAUUCUAGUGGUCGGGGCAACAAAUCGACCCCAAGAGAUCGAUGAAGCUGCCCGAAGGAGACUGGUAAAGAGACUGUACAUCCCUCUUCCAGAGGCCUCAGCCAGGAAGCAGAUUGUUACUCGUCUCAUGUCCAAGGAGCACUGCUCCCUAAAUGAAGAGGAAAUUGAACUUAUAGUUAAGAAAUCCGAUGGGUUUUCUGGGGCAGACAUGACACAGCUCUGCCGGGAAGCGUCUCUGGGCCCCAUCCGCAGUCUGCAGUCCAUGGACAUUGCAACCAUCCUGCCAGAGCAAGUACGGCCCAUCGCUUUCCUGGAUUUUGAGAGUGCCUUCAGGACUGUGCGGCCCAGUGUCUCCUCCAAGGACCUGGAGCUCUAUGAAACCUGGAACCAGACAUUUGGCUGUGGUAGAUGAACUGCAUCCUAACUUACACAGGAACAUUCCUUUAGUACUGCCACGUAUUAAACGUGGUAAUUUAGAGUUGUCUGCACUUCUUUUUGCUUCUGUCUGGGAAUUAAACCUUCUUACAUUAUGCAGGCAGAUGUCCAGGCUCUGGCCUGAGGUUUUGUCAGCUGAAAAGACCGUGAGGAACUACUGGUCACAAGAUGAAAAAUUGCUGAACACCGGUAACAGUGAGAAGCUGAUAAAAUUUACAGAUAGCUGCUGUGAAAGAUGGACAAAUUUCACUGAUGUUUAAGGGAAGGUGGUCAAACCUCACAUAUAAUUGAAGGGAAUACUGGGGGGAAUCUUGCAAAGCCCACCAUGUUGUAUUGGAAGAGGAUCCAAGUGAUAUCAGAAAUAGCAAUUUUGGGUAGAGAUGUAGCAAAACUGAGAUUAAUGGGGAAAAGUAGUUAGAAACGCAUUUUUUGGGAGGAGACAGGAGCAGAGGGAGAAAGGGCCAAGGUGGAUGAGGAUUUGCAUGGAAAAAUAAAAGGGGGAAUAAAAGGGGAAAGUCUCUUGAGCAGUGCUGUUGUCAGCCUUGUGACACAUCACUGCAGUCUAUCCCAGCUUCUUAUUAAAAACUUUUUUUGAU
This is a messenger RNA of Lepidothrix coronata (blue-crowned manakin), 2926 nucleotides long. RefSeq names its product fidgetin like 1 (gene FIGNL1). The record is from RefSeq and is a predicted model, not a curated record. NCBI's taxonomy places the organism in Eukaryota, Metazoa, Chordata, Aves, Passeriformes, Pipridae. The transcript has 3 exons. Gene Ontology annotation, molecular function: microtubule severing ATPase activity; ATP binding; ATP hydrolysis activity. Bases 232 to 2307 code for a protein of 691 amino acids.